This is a messenger RNA of Monopterus albus (swamp eel), 577 nucleotides long. RefSeq names its product galactose-specific lectin nattectin-like. The transcript has 5 exons. Bases 16 to 507 code for a protein of 163 amino acids. The record is from RefSeq and is a predicted model, not a curated record. Lineage: Eukaryota; Metazoa; Chordata; Actinopteri; Synbranchiformes; Synbranchidae.
UUGAGUUUAGUGCUAAUGUGUUUUUGUUCACAGGGAGAAACAAGACCAUCUGACGGCUGUUGUGUAGCUAAGAGAUGCCCCAAGGGAUGGACCCAGCGUGAUGACUACUGUUACAAGUUCAACCUCAAUGAAAAGGACUGGGCUGAUGCAGAGGUUGCCUGUGUUGCUGUUGGUGGGAAUCUGGCCUCCAUCCACAGCAAAGACCACUAUGACUUUGUGAAAGGUUUGAUUAAAACCUCAGCUGGCCCAAAUAAACAAACUUGGGUUGGAGGCACUGAUGCAGUCAAGGAGGGUGUGUGGCUGUGGAGUGACGGUUCCAAAUUUGACUUCACGUUCUGGGGACCAAGGCAGCCUGACAAUGCUGGUAGACGUGAAGAUUGUAUGGCGCUGGUCAAUAAGGGUGUUGCCAAUGACAUGCCUUGUACCCAGAAGAAAUCGUAUGCUUGUGGCAGAGGCCGGUGUGGACGUCACACACCUGCUACUGAGGGCAUUUCUGGCCAGAUGUAAAGCCUCACUUGCAUCAAUCCAUCACCAGUGCUGGCUUUUCAAUUUAAUAAACUGUUGAUUUGCAACUGCA